AUGGCAACGUUACGAGCUGACGCUGAUGUUCUAAAAUGCAGUGCGAAUAUAAAUUUCCAUGAACGUCAAUUGUCUACUCUUUCCAACAAUGCACUGGCUACUUGGGGUACUGAACAUUCAGGUGAUCUCGACUAUAGAGUGGAACUAGCACGUCGUAUUGCUUGUACCUUUAAUAAUGCAGAACAACUGAUUAUUUUCGAUGAUAUCACCAUACAAAUACUCUCAUUGAGAUCUGAUAGUUUUGCCAAUUUUCGAGGGUUCGAUCGUUCACUUCUUCCUGCUCUUUGGCUAUCAACUGGAUUUCGAUUGGGUGGUCGUAUUCUCGUUUAUGCACCACCGAACUCUGUUGAAUUGCAUGCUUAUUUAAAACUGAAAUACCUUAUUGAACAACAUUUGCAACGAGUAAUACGCAUUGAAAUUCUAUACGAACAUUUGAAUGGUAAUCUUAUUGAAUUGAUUCAAUUAUUUCAAGAUAAACCAGAACAAUAUAAAACUCUAUGCGAAGAAUUUGCUCAACAAACAUCUAAAGCCUUAUAUCCAAAAUACCAUAUUGAUAUGUUAAAACGAAAUAUGGAAAUAAUUACAAAAGAUGUUCAGCAAUCAUUUGUUUUUCCAUACGAUAUGACUGAAUUACAUCGGAGUGAACUCCAAAAAUAUUCCGAUCGCUUAUCGUUACCGGACAUAUCGAAUAAUGAUAAAGCUCGGCAUCAUUUUUUUCUAAAAUCAAAGGGAUUCGCAGAUUUGCCACGACUGAUAGCAGUUUCAGUAGAUGGUUCGUUAAUCAACACUUAUGAAGAAUAUACAAACGUAAUCAAACGUCCCAAUAUUUAUGAGACGGUCAACUCUCCACGUAAUAUAGAGAUCUUUGCUCAAGCUAUCAUAGAAGCAAUUAAUCAAUUAAAACAUAGGUUCAAUUUAUCCGCGUUCGUUAAAUUAAGCUCCAGUGGUGCAGGUGGUUGGUCGUCUAUGAGUCCAAGUGUACAUUCAAUUAUCUACGAUCUUGAGAAAGAUCAACAAGAACGUUUGGUCUAUUUGCAGCAAUACAUUCGAGCUACUAUUACUGAUGAAUUGCUACCAGAGAUGGCUGUAGUAGAAGAAUUGAUCGAGCCAGAAAAGCGACCAGGUGAUAUUGAUGCGGAUUAUACCGUUUGUGGUUUUGUUCUUAGUGGAACAUUUUUCCCUACAUCGAUUAAUCUUUGUGGAACAGAAAACGGAGCAUACAUUGAACAAUGGACUUCAUCGUUGCCGACUGGCAUGCAUGAUUCGUUGGCAAGUUGGUCGAAAAUGUUUCGGAUCUAUUCACAGAUGGUGGACUUGGAAGCCACCGAAUUCGGUUAUAGGAAUGGAAUCUAUGCCGGUGAUUUGUUUAUUACGAAAGAUGCUCAACUAAAGCAACGUGAUUGGAAUAUACGUCGCGGCGGACGAUCAUCCCCUGAGACACUGAUUAUCUUCGGCAUGCCAAACUACGAGACAAAAGUGACUUUGCAUAUGAGUGAUCUAGGACUAGAUGGCAAAAUGAAUAAUUUAGAAUUAUUUCAGACCUAUACUCAUAUAUGUGCUCAAUUAUCAAAAGACUACGGAAUAUAUACGUUUUCAUCGCCUUUUGGAUAUUUUGGUAAAAGUAGCGACCACGGUGAUACUCUUAAAUUUCAACUUCUUAUUCAUCCAAAAUUCUUAGUGCAACUUGAUGAAAAUGGAGAAAAAAACCAUUUAAACAGGCGUCAACAUCGCAAAAAAGUAAUCGAACUUGUUAAAAGCACUGCCAUGAAGAUUCUUCCAAGUGGUCUUGUUGAAUAUUAA
Messenger RNA from Rotaria socialis, 1800 nucleotides. Lineage: Eukaryota; Metazoa; Rotifera; Eurotatoria; Philodinida; Philodinidae. The record is from the annotation of a GenBank genome assembly.